UCCCUUAUUCCGUCGACAUCGACUUUGAUUCUCACCACCGAAAUCAGUCUCUGCUCUUUCGAUAUGAGGAGGAAUGCGACUCAAAUAACAAACACCACGCUUAUCAGGUAACGUGGCACAUUUUAAAUCAUACGAUUAAUCUAACAAGCUACAAAGAACCAAAGUCAUGUGAAUGUGGCACUACAGUCUCACACAAUCCACAAUCCCGGUCCACGCGCAACAUAUUCUACCUGCCAUACUGUUUGCAGGGAAAUAAGAUACAGGCAACUAUCUUCCCACAUUUGGUUAGCCGGUUUGCUCAUCUUAUUAAAGAGAAUUAUGUCUAUGUUAUCUAUUACUUUCGUGUGGUUGAGCACUGUAAUGGCGACUCCUUUUCUCCCGAUAAGCACAGAAUACUGUUCUGUUUUGAAACCGUGAUUGUGAGUUCAUACAAUUCAUCUAUCGAUCAUUAUGGAUUGAAGUUCGUCAGUUCUAAUGAAAUUUUGACUCGGAGAGCUGGCUUCAACUGCUUAGUUGAUGCCAUAGGAGUUCUUGUCUUUUAUCAAAUUGAUUUAGAGGAUCCCUUGUCCGAUGGUAAAACUUCAGUCGUAAAAUUUGAGCUUGCUGAUUGGAAAGGGAGAUUUCCAUGCGCCUUGAGUGGAAAAUAUGUAGACAAAUUUCGCGAGAUGAUGUCUAAAUCAUCAAAUCUUCAUCCUACUGUUGUACUGCAGUUUGCAAAGAUAUCAAGCGAUAGAGGUUAUGUGUGUGUUGUGAAUUUAGAAGAAGUUACUACGGUCAUGUUCAAUCCUAUGACUCCCAUUGUGUCUGAAUUCAAUAGAUGUGUAGCAAAUGCUGGAGGUGUCUCUUCUUUGGUUAAUGGCAACAAAGUAAAUUCUAUCGUGGUCUCUGAUUUCACUCCAUUUGAUCGUCUUUAUCCACGGAAAUCUGUACGAGAACUUAUUGAGACUCCAGAGUCCGGUUUCUAUGUGUUGUGUGCCAAAGUUGUCGGCACUUCUGAAGUAAAAAGUUGGUGGUACCCCGUAUGCAGAUGUGGAAAAUUUCUUGAGAUUGGUGUUCGAGCUUAUUAUUGUCCCAAUUGCAAUAUGUAUGUCUUCCCAGUGUCAAACAGGUUUAGACUACAAAUGGCAAUUGACGAUGGCACAGCAACCGCUUUUAUCCAAAUGACAGAUCAUCCUUUACGAGGAAUCCAUGCUCUGAAUCUUAUUUCUUUGGGAACUAAGUUUGCAUUGAGGUUUUAUGGAAAACAAGCAUUUAAUGGAAAAGAUGUGUUGCUAAUUGUUAAAAAAAUGACAAGAACAGUAUAUGGGUUUGAGGACUUUGUUGAAAUUGUUAACAUGACUGAUGACGAGGGUUCGGUUCGUCGUUUCCAUGAUCUUGGCAGAGCUUUUACUCCUAUAAAGUCCAUAAGUGUACCAUCAGUUCCUCAGUAUCACAUUGAAGCUGUUGGGGAUGAAUUAAUUUCGGUCGUCAAGCCUUUUGUCAACAAUGGGAAGAGUGUUUUGAUUGAUACACGUCCUUUCUCUGGAUCUUCUACCUUUUGCAUUGGAUCUAGCUCUAACAGCAACUCAAACCAAGCUAGGAAGGAGUUGACGGGCAGUGGCAGGAACAAGUAAUGAAAUUAUAAAGAGGGUUCAUGUGUGUCCUGAAUCCUUAUUUGUUCAUCAUAACCCUCUGCAAGAGCACUUGGUGAUCUUAUUGGUAUUAAAAAGCAUUUUUGUUGGAUAAGUGUUUUAAGAAAUAUGUUGUUCAAGAAUACAAAUGUGACUGUGGAAUAGAGGAGGAAUAGAGAAAUAAAACUUAUGAUAUGAGGUUUGUACUUAGGAAUUUGUAAGAAUGUGACAUUAGUGGUAGACAGGUACUAACAUAGGCUUUGGUAGAAAGGUAAAAAAUGCACUCCUUUUCAAAUUUGAUUUUGAGAAAGCUUUGUGCUUUGAUACACUGAAACUUUCUUAAGCUCACUCUAACUCAACUUGAUUUCCCUCUCAAGACUAUUAAUCUUAUCAUGAUCUGUACUACCACUUCUAACUUGGUGUUAAACUUGAUAGAUGAAUAAAGAGAAAGUUGAUAGUUUUUCUCCCUAUAGAGGACUAAGACAACAGAUCUAUGUCCCCCUAUCUCUUUUAUGUGUGGAAAAACUUGAUCUUGUCAUCCAAGAGAAGGUCCAACGGAAAAAAUGGAAGCUGGUCAAGUCUCCAAACAUGGUCCAUCUAUUUCUCACAUUUUAUUUAUAGAUGGUUGCCUUUUGUUUACUCAAGCUAAGACCUCUCAGAUCAAACAAUUUUGUCUAGCUUAUGGAUUAGAAGUUAUAUUCGCGAGUCCUGGUUUUUUCCUUAUUCUAAUUCAAGUCAUGUAAAAGUAUCUACAUAAUAUGCUUCUUUUAUUGACUUUCAUCAUACUUAUAAUAUUGGCAAAUAUUUAGCAUU
This is a messenger RNA of Trifolium pratense (red clover), 2423 nucleotides long. RefSeq lists its product as uncharacterized. The record is from RefSeq and is a predicted model, not a curated record. Lineage: Eukaryota; Viridiplantae; Streptophyta; Magnoliopsida; Fabales; Fabaceae. The transcript is spliced from 11 exons. The coding region runs from base 666 to 1613 and encodes 315 amino acids.